AUGACUGAAAUUUGUGUUAUGCAAAUUAUUGUAACAGCGAGUGGAUUUAUGUUUUCAGAUGUAUCUGAAAAGCAGUAUGAAAAGAUCUUCCGACAACAAAUGGAAAUUAUGAAAGAAAAGGUUUUGAAUGCCUCCAAGACAAAGUUUAUUGGUAAUCUCUCACAUGAAGUGAGAAAUCCUUUACAUGGUGUGGUUGGAUCCAUUCAAAUAUUAAAACAUGAAGCUGAAAGAUUAAACAGAUUCACAGAAUCCUCACUAAGAAAAUCAAGCUCAUUCAAAAUGAGAAGACGAAAGAAUUCCCUUCCCAGUUCAAUUCUCACUUCCUCUGAAUGCCUUGAAGAUUUAUCAAUAGACCAUAGUAUUGAUGCGAAUACAAUAAUUGCAUCCAAUCAAAGCUCUGUAGAAUUAAUUGAUGAUAUUUACAAUAACUCCAUACUGCUUUUAAACAUAUUUUCUAGAUCAUUACAACUAAGCAAUUUAGAACUGGGUCAAGUCAAGUUGAAUUUCCAAAACUUUGACAUGCUUGAAUUGUUGGAAACAAUGACUUCAGUAUUUUACACAUUGGCUUACGAUAAGGGGAUUUCUAUUCAAUCAUUUUUUGAUUUUGAAAAAGUGCCAUUAUUAUUUAGAGGAGAUCAGGUUAAGAUUUCUCAAGUUUUGAUGAACAUCAUUUCAAACAGUAUCAAGUACACAAAGAAGGGAUAUGUUAUGAUUACAUGCGAUCUUUGCAAAGAUACUGAUUUUGCCAAGUUUGGUUUAGAUGAAAAAGCUCUAAAAUCCAUUCGAGAUAAUCUCACACUAGGAAACGAAGAGGAGGAAGUUGUCUUUCUCAAGAUUAAUUGUAACGAUACUGGUCUUGGAAUUUCACUCAAUUCAAUGAAAACUCUGUUCAAACCCUUCAGGACUAUUGAAAACUCCUCACCAAGCUUUGAACAAUACUACUCCAAGUAUGAAAACCAAAAGGAAAUUGCCAACUCUAGCUUUUCAGAUCGUAACGGAUUGGGGUUAUCUAUUUGCAAGAGAUUUUGUGAUGUUAUGCACGGGAAAAUUGGCGUAGAAAGUGAAGUUGGAAAUGGAACAAACAUCUCAAUCCUUUUACCUCUUGUGAAAUGUUCUGAGAAAAUUGAGACAGACUUUUCCAAAAAAUCUGUUCAUGACCAACUACUAACCUUGAAGAAUAUGAACAUUCCAACUGUUUCCAUCUAUAUUGUCGACUCGAACAUUUGCUUGAGAAGAGUAUUGACAGAUUAUCUUCGUUACAUUUUUGAGGAUUCUCCAAUCUAUGAAUAUGAUAACUCUCAAAGUAUUGAUAUUAGCAAUACUGAUGUAAACAAGUUGCUAAUUACCAUUUACUCUGAUGAGAUGAAUGAUUCAAUUCAAAAACAAUUCGAAUCAUACCAAUCUAGAACAAUAUUUAUUCCUCUUUCUAACAGAGGUUUCUCUAAAAGAACAACUAACCUUAGGUACCUAACAAGACCGCUAAGAAUUGGAGAUUUGUUGAGUCUUUUAAUUGAUAACAUGAUAAUCAUGUUAGGAAAAUUAGAAAAUUCACAUUCUUUACACUUUAUUGAAAAUGAAAAAGUUGAGGCGUUACCUCAAGAAAUAACUGAGAUAUCUUCGCCAUCCAAUAACUCAAAUUAUGCUCUAGUAGUUGACGACAAUGAAAUUAACAGGAAAGUUCUUCAAAAAAUGUUGAAAAUGGUUGGAUUUGAUGAAAUUGAUGUGGCAGAGAAUGGCCUUGUUGCAUUUGAAAAGUUUAAGGAGAAUCCAACCAAGUACAGAAUAAUAUUUAUGGAUCUUUUAAUGCCAUUCGUAUCUGGUAAAGAGUCUUGCGAACUCAUUAGAAAUCAUACUACAAAAUCUAACACUCUAAUUGUUGCUGUCACAGCCAAUAUUUGGGAAACUAAGGAAAUGCUUUGUCAAGCAGGGUUUGAUAGUGUGAUAUACAAGCCAAUACUUUUAAAUAAUUUGCAAAAGGAGCUUACGAAUUUGGGGUUACUAUAAUUUACUGUUAUUUUUACUAUUUGAAAAUUAUUGCAUAACCAUCAAACUCUUUUCCAAUAACAGACCUUUCAAGUCUUAGAGCUACCUCUAAUUCUCCUUUACUGAUGACCUCAUCACAAACAGUAACAUGGCCACAUUCAAGGAAGGAAAUCAGAUCUCUUUUUGUCAACAUUUGUAACUGUGGAAAGACAACUUUAAUUUUUCUAGCAAACCUUCUACCAAGAGAAGCCAUAUUUGGAAUUGCAACAAGAUUUACAUCCUCAUUCUUGUUGGUUAUUUCAAUCUCUCUACAAUUGAUUUGAUCCUUUAGAUUAGUUGAGAUAGUUCGUAAUUUCCCUACCAGACUUUCAUCUAAAACAAAUAUUACACAUUUCGAAAUUGAGGUAACUUUUGAAAUGUUGAACAUUUUUCUAACUAGUGAAGAAUUGUUGGUAAUGUCAUAAAAUAAACUAAUAAUUUCGUCCAAAUCC
Messenger RNA from Naegleria gruberi, 2474 nucleotides. Its product is annotated as histidine kinase ATPase. The transcript is spliced from 2 exons. The coding region runs from base 1 to 2004 and encodes 667 amino acids. Gene Ontology annotation, biological process: phosphorylation; phosphorelay signal transduction system. Gene Ontology annotation, molecular function: phosphorelay sensor kinase activity. Lineage: Eukaryota; Heterolobosea; Eutetramitea; Acrasida; Naegleriidae. The record is from RefSeq and is a predicted model, not a curated record.